Calypte anna (Anna's hummingbird) is the source of this 1796-nucleotide messenger RNA. It is a transcript of the gene GATD3, whose product is annotated as glutamine amidotransferase like class 1 domain containing 3A. Lineage: Eukaryota; Metazoa; Chordata; Aves; Apodiformes; Trochilidae. The transcript has 7 exons. The coding region runs from base 125 to 904 and encodes 259 amino acids. The record is from RefSeq and is a predicted model, not a curated record. Gene Ontology annotation, cellular component: mitochondrion.
CCGCCACCACAGCCGCCAAGGGCGCCGCGGUCUCCCUGUCCGACCCGGCCCACCCCCGGCGGCCUGUCCCGCUUCUCGCACCGCUGCUUCUUCCACCCGCUGCCCGUUCCCACCGCCCGCGGCCAUGCUGGCGUCCUACGGGCCGUCCCUCUGCACCGCUUUGCGGCGGGCAGCCCCCGGCGGCCUCGCCUCCUUCCACUGCUCCGCUCGGCGCAGCCGCGGCGCCCGCGUCGCUGUGGUCCUGUCUGGCUGUGGUGUCUAUGAUGGCACAGAAAUCCAUGAGGCCUCAGCCAUACUGGUACACCUUAGUCGUGGGGGAGCUGAAGUUCAGAUGUAUGCUCCAGAUAUUGCUCAGAUGCAUGUCGUUGACCACAGUAAAGGGCAACCAGCUGAAGCUGAGUCGAGGAAUGUUUUAGUGGAAUCUGCAAGGAUUGCUCGUGGUAAAAUUUCAAGCCUGGCUAAGCUUACUACAGCAGACCAUGAUGCUGUGAUAUUCCCUGGCGGAUUUGGAGCUGCUAAAAAUUUAUCUACCUUUGCUGUUGAUGGGAAAGAUUGCAAGGUGAACAGAGAAGUUGAGCGUGUCUUGAAAGACUUCCACAAAGCAGGCAAACCUAUUGGUCUCUGUUGCAUUUCACCAGUGUUGGCAGCAAAGGUUCUCUCUGGUGCUGAAGUAACUGUGGGCCAUGAAGAAGAGGAAGGUGGCAAGUGGCCUUACGCUGGGACUGCGGGAGCCAUUAAAGAACUGGGAGGGAAGCACUGUGUGAAAGAAGUAACUGAAGCUCAUGUGGAUACAAAGAACAAGGUCGUGACUACUCCAGCAUUUAUGUGUGAAACAGAAUUACAUAAAAUUUUUGAUGGCAUUGGAGCCAUGGUGAAGAAUGUGCUAAAAUUAACUGGCAAAUAAAAAAAAUCAGUAAUGUUUAAAUUUAGGGUUUAGCAUCAAGUACAAUAUGGACCAAUGGAAACAUUUUCACCUGCUUGACCUGUUCACAAUGAAUGCUGAUGUGAAGAUGAUUGAUUCCCAGCUGCUGGAUUUUUCAUGCCCUUUCUGAGAGAGAGAGAGGGGUCUGCAGAAGGGCUUACAGUGUGCAAGCAGCCUGGCCUGAGUCACAGCAUUUUCUUGAGCUUUUUCAGCUGGAGGGAGUUAUGUGGACGUAUUCUGAAACAAGUCCUGUUGAUGAAACCAUGUCAAAUCAUUUUGGGACUGGGGGGCAAAAAGAGACUGAAGGCCCUCUCAGAAACUGAGGGCAGAUGUGUUGUAGGGAUAUGGCAGAUGCAGUGGUAGGGUAUCUAGGGGAUGAACAAUGGGAGCAGAGAGGGGUUAGUGGUGUGAUUCAAGGUGUAUGUGCUCAGGCCUGUGUCUCUAAGCUAAAAGCCAGGAUCAACUGUCAACGGAAUAGAUGUCUUCCACAUUUUAACUUUAGCUUCUUAUUAAUUAAAUAUUAACACUCUGUUUUUCCAUUUCAAAGGCUCCUGUUUUUCAGAGGAGACAUUCUGAUUAUCAAUCAGCAGCAGGGUACAUCUUAACUGUCACAACACUAGCACUUUGAAAAAUUGAUCCAUUGGCCCAUUAUAGCUAAACUGGACUUGAAGGAGAAAAUAUCUGCUGAUGUGACGCACAAUUUUAAAGGAUAAUGUCCACGUUAAAGUAGUUGCAUGACUAGCAAUGGAUGGAAAAAACCAGUCUCAUUAUCCUUACUUUCCCUGUUUUAGGGUAAUAAAGCUUUCUCCAAAGAAAUAUUAUUGAAUGUCUGAAAUAAUGAUGUAUAAAUAAACUAAUUUCUGCCUUUAUCUCA